Molecule: messenger RNA, 1545 nt
Organism: Lymnaea stagnalis (great pond snail)
Lineage: Eukaryota; Metazoa; Mollusca; Gastropoda; Lymnaeidae
Source: the annotation of a GenBank genome assembly
GAUGGUGUGUUUUUCCUCAUUACUGUUGGCUUUAAGUGCCAUGUCCUACAGUCAUGCAGAAGGUUAGUGUAUUGUGAUAUUUUGUAACUAAAUAAACUACAGUUGCAUUGAACCCUUUAAAACAUAGAUAUGUUUUUUUUUAAUAAAUCAUGUAUUUUUCACAUUUAUUUCAAUGUCAUAUUUUAUGCCGGCAGUACCAAGAAGUAACUUUGAACGUUUUGUGUACGUUUGUGUACGUUUGUGUACGUUUGUGUACGUUUGUGUACGUUUGUGUACGUUUGUGUACGUGUGUGUACGUUUGUGUACGUUUGUGUACGUUUGUGUACGUUUGUGUACGUUUGUGUACGUUUGUGUACGUUUGUGUACGUUUGUGUAAGUGUGUGUACGUUUGUGAAAGUUUGUGUACGUUUGUGUACGUUUGUGUACGUUUCUAUACGUGAGUGUUUUACAUUAUACUCGGUUUGAGUUUUAGAUUCAGUUAAAUAACAGAACUAGGUAUGCAUGAGAAACUAAAAAUUUGAACUCGUAGAGAAAUGUCGCUUUGCUGUAUUGGAAAUAAAGCCUAUGGCGCUCUAUGUAUUUGAUUUUGUGAAGAUAACUACAAAAAUACUGAAGAGCUGCUCAAUCAUGUCUGAACUUGGAGCUGUUUUAAACAACCAAGCAGACCUAUUUUGGUUGUUGUACUAUACAAAUAUUUUAAAAAAAGAUAUCUUUACAACGAACAGUAGCAACACAUUCUUUCAGACGUGGAACACUUUCCUGCAAUCAUGAAUCAAUUUUAAGUACACAAUCUUGCUGCAACUUAUUUUUAUUUCAGUGCGCUCACCACCUAACAUUUUAGAACCCCGUAAAGUAACUGUGAGAUAUGUGAAGUCUUACGGCAAUUUCGUCGUCCCCUGCAAAGCUGAAAGUAAACCUGAUAGGCCAACGUAAGUUGCAACAAUUUUAUGACUGAUGUGAUUUAGAGUUGUCAAGAAAUAUUCCUAUAUUAUGUGCAGGAAAGUUUCUAUAAGUUAAAAUUGACCGAUGUCUUAAUUGUAUAAAUAUUUUUCAGGAUACAUGUUCUCUGUUAGGGAUAAAAACAUUUUAUUUAUUUGUGCUCAUUGUAAAAUCUACCUAAAAUACAUUAAAAAAUAAAGCAGUAGAUUGAUUGAUUGAUUGCAUUAAAUUAAAAAUAGCUCAUAGAUACAAAGCACUAUAAGGGGAAAAAAAGUAAAUGUUAAAAAAAUAAUCAUUCAAAAACAAUGGAGCCUUUACGUAAAGAUACAUAGUUAGUACUCAAUGGUGAUAACUUGUAAAUGUGUGCUAUGAAAACUAGGUCAUUUAAAACUUCAGUUUCCAUAAUUUAUUGAAUUUUUAAAAUUUAACAUCUUUCUUGUUAUAUUUUUUUUUCUUGUCCAGCUACCAGUGGCUGAAAGGAACAACACCCGUCGUCCCCAAUCAGCAUGUUGUAUUUGAUGCAACCACUGGUGACCUGUCCUUCACUGGUUUCACUUCCAGUGAGGAGGGGGUCUACAUUUGUGUGGCCACCACCGUCUUCGGCGC